CCGGUGGGCGGAACCACUGCGCUUCCUCGCACAUCACGCUUGUUUCCUGGUCGUUGCUAACAACCUGCUGCCUGCAACUUCGCCUGGCCACCGUCCACUCAUGCAUUGGUGGUUUCCUGCUGCGGUGUCUUUGAAAUGUGCGUGAGGAUGAAGCCGUGUCGACAGUGAGUGCGGUGUGACCCUCAGCUCCGUGCUGGCUGCAUGGUGCUCCUCCGUGUGUCUCCGCCUGCUUUCUGACGCCUGGGGUUGCAGUCUGGCCUCCAGCCGCGGCUGCGAAUUAACUUCAUUUCUCAGCGUCGCCUUGCUCUGAAAUCAUGUUUAUUUUAUAAAGAUGGCGGUGAGGGGGACACUGUAAACUAAAUGACUGUCAGAAACAUCGCCUCCAUUUGUAAUAUGGGCACCAAUGCCUCUGCUCUGGAGAAAGACAUCGGCCCGGAGCAAUUUCCAAUCAAUGAACACUACUUUGGAUUGGUCAACUUUGGAAACACAUGUUACUGUAACUCAGUGCUCCAGGCUCUCUACUUCUGCCGGCCUUUCCGGGAGAACGUGCUGGCCUACAAAGCCCAGCAGAAGAAGAAGGAGAACCUGCUCACAUGCCUGGCUGACCUCUUCCACUCCAUUGCCACACAGAAGAAGAAAGUGGGCGUCAUCCCGCCCAAGAAGUUCAUCUCCCGCCUACGGAAAGAGAACGAUCUGUUCGACAACUACAUGCAACAGGAUGCCCACGAAUUCCUCAACUACCUGCUGAACACUGUGGCUGACAUCCUGCAGGAGGAGAAGAAGCAGGAGAAGCAGAACGGACGCCUCAAGAACAAUGGCACUGCUGUCACUACAGAGACCGAGACAGAGAACAAGACCGAGCCCACAUGGGUUCACGAUAUCUUCCAAGGCACACUGACCAAUGAGACGCGCUGCCUCAACUGUGAAACGGUGAGCAGCAAAGAUGAGGAUUUUCUGGAUCUUUCUGUGGAUGUGGAGCAGAACACAUCAAUAACACACUGUCUCAGGGACUUCAGUAACACAGAGACUUUGUGCAGUGAGUACAAAUACUACUGUGAGACGUGCGCCAGCAAGCAGGAAGCACAGAAACGGAUGCGUGUGAAGAAGCUUCCUAUGAUCCUGGCACUACACCUGAAGAGGUUUAAGUACAUGGAGCAGCUGCACCGCUACACCAAGCUGUCCUACAGAGUGGUUUUCCCCCUAGAACUCCGUCUGUUCAACACGUCUGGGGAUGCAGUCAACCUGGAUCGCAUGUAUGAUCUAGUUGCUGUGGUGGUUCACUGUGGCAGCGGCCCGAAUCGAGGUCAUUACAUCACCAUAGUGAAGAGUCAUGGCUUCUGGCUGCUGUUUGAUGAUGACAUUGUGGAGAAAAUUGACGCCCAGGCCAUCGAGGAGUUUUAUGGGCUUACCUCAGACAUCUCCAAGAACUCUGAGUCGGGAUACAUUCUCUUCUACCAGUCCAGGGAGUGACUGGAGCCUGAUCAUCAUCAGAGGAAGAGACCGAAUAGGAAGAAAACUUUUUUUUAAACCUUCAGCCUAACAGACCCCAGACUCCUGCCAUCUCCAUCCCAACUUGCUCUCCUCCUCCAUGUCAGACCUCUCUGACGUAUGUGCCAAUCCUCUGCCAGUCCCAUUAUGUCAGCCUCUGGGUUUUACCUGUGCUUCAUCUCUCUCUCUUUCUCUGUAAUUUGCUUCUUGUCUUUUAGUCACCUGCAUCUGGACUGCACUUUAAAACAAAAGCAAAAAUGCUCAACAGCAUGACAGAAACAUAAAGGAGUCUACAUCCACACUGAGCCACACAUGCUUG
Messenger RNA from Lates calcarifer (barramundi perch), 1807 nucleotides. Its product is annotated as ubiquitin carboxyl-terminal hydrolase 46-like. Gene Ontology annotation, cellular component: nucleus; cytosol. NCBI's taxonomy places the organism in Eukaryota, Metazoa, Chordata, Actinopteri, Centropomidae. Gene Ontology annotation, biological process: protein deubiquitination. The record is from RefSeq and is a predicted model, not a curated record. Gene Ontology annotation, molecular function: cysteine-type endopeptidase activity; cysteine-type deubiquitinase activity.